AUGCGUUGGAUCGGCUCGCUCUUUUUACACCUUCCUCAAGCUGUCAAGGAGGACUACUAUUCUGAUGCAUACCGCUGCAUAUGUGACCCAACUACACCACGAAAUGGAUAUCUUGCCCAAUCUAUGCUGCUACUAGUCAUUGGUCUCGACGGCACGUGCAGCAGAGACGAAGCUGUGCGGCUGCUUCGACGGCUGGAAGAGCUUGCUAUAGAGAUUAACCUCAACCAUUGCAGCUUUGCCACGACACAUGGUAAAGGACUGGCCGUUGUAGAGGAGAGCUGGCGCAGGACGUGGUGGGAGCUGUACGUUGUGGACGGCAUGAUUGCAGGCGUGCAUCGUGUGACCAACUUCGCCCUCUACAAUGCAGAAGCCGAUGUGCGAUUGCCAUGUGAGGAGAAUGAGUACCUGUCAGGGUAUUCCUUUGCCAUCGUCUUUGGUUGA
Cordyceps fumosorosea ARSEF 2679 is the source of this 441-nucleotide messenger RNA. Its product is annotated as glucoamylase. Lineage: Eukaryota; Fungi; Ascomycota; Sordariomycetes; Hypocreales; Cordycipitaceae. The coding region runs from base 1 to 441 and encodes 146 amino acids. The record is from RefSeq and is a predicted model, not a curated record. Gene Ontology annotation, biological process: DNA-templated transcription. The transcript has 2 exons. Gene Ontology annotation, molecular function: zinc ion binding; DNA binding.